Molecule: messenger RNA, 2476 nt
Organism: Gilbertella persicaria
Lineage: Eukaryota; Fungi; Mucoromycota; Mucoromycetes; Mucorales; Choanephoraceae
Exons: 11
Coding region: 26-2476 (816 amino acids)
Source: RefSeq, a predicted model, not a curated record
CUUUCUCUUCUUUAUUCUUCAAUCUAUGACAUCGAAUACAAAUCGAAGAAAAUCUGUACAGUUCCAUAUUGACAGCACUCAUUACCCAGAUAGUUUAUUAAGGCAAACAAAGAAUGAGGAACUUGAACCGACUUUAGCCUCUAGUAGUUCUACUUCCUCUUUCACGGUUUUAUCAAGCACUGCGCCAUUAAAUAGGCUUCGCUUCCACAUACAAAAUAACUCUUGCAAUUACAAGAAACUUGGAAACCAUCUCUCAAAAUUUCAAAAUAAGAUGAAACAAAGAACAAACAUUAUUCGAUGGCAUCUGUUGCCUUGGCUUGAAAGUAAUACAGCGAAAAUAGAGAUGAUAGCUGAGUACACAAAACAAACAAAAGGUUGGGUUUUGAGAAACAAAGAGAAGAAGCUCCAGAAUGGGAAGUUGAUAUUGCUUCGAUGGUGGAGGGCUUUAUUAAAUAACAUGUUUAUUGUCAAUAAUGAAGAAAAAUGCCUUUAUUUCGAAUGUAUUUUAUCCAUCAUGUCAAGAUCUGAAUUUAUGGAUUAUGAUGAUGACUCAUGGAACGAAAAAUGCUCAGACAAGCGUGUGCUCUGUUAUCGUCAAUUACUCAAAUCGACAUUGAAUAAUGUUAUUCACAAACUGAACCAAAGAGCCUUAUUCUCAAACAUGAUAUCUUUUUGCGCAAAGAUCUUGGCUCUUUGUUUCUUUAAAAUACCUGGUCUAGCUGCUAUUUUAUUGAGUCAAUUGACUGUCAAGACAAUUUUGUUUACUAGAAUAUGGAAAGAAAUGGAAAGUCAUUUGCCAGCUUAUUCAGCGCAAGAAAAAAACUAUUUGAAGUCAGUGUUUCCUUCCUUUUUACACCCUAUCAUGACAAGCAAUAUUUUCGCUUAUCGUGAAUAUAUGAGCAUGUCGAGUCACCGACUGAAUCUUCCAAACACAACUCAACAUGCCACUGCGAAUUGGGUGAAAAGAUGGCAAAGCGAUGAUAGCGGGCUGUUCUUUGCAUUUUAUCAGCAUUAUCAUUACUUGCUCAGUACCUAUACGUCCAUAGUAUAUCCUGUAAUAAAACAUCAGCGACUCUAUCAACGCAACUCUAUAUUGACAUUGUUACCUGGGUAUAUGUAUUUGGCUUCUUUCUUUGCAGGCAAAAUCGAUUCACUUGUUCAUAGACGAGUCAUCUCAGUGACAAACACAGCUCAUCAGCCUAUUUACAACAGACUCAUGAUUGAUCUCGAACCAAACUGGCUCAGGAACAGCGAUGCGUUAAACUUAAAUAACGAAGCACUAGCAGCCUUUUUCGAUGCUUUCAAUGUUGAUCAAGGUAAUACAAAUGCUCGUUACAAUCAGUCGUUUGGAAAGCCCGUUCAAUUAGACAAUGCAACCAAGAAAUAUGCUGCAUGCAUCAUUCGAUGUGCCCUAAUAGAGUCAAAUCAAACUGCUCUGUUCUACGAUAUGAUCAAUAUUUGGAUUCGAUCUGCAAUAAGAAAAACUGUACUUACAGAAGUAGAGCAAGUGUAUUGCCUGUUUGAUUUCAUGGAGCAAAUUAUACUACAACUUGAGAAAUAUCCAUUUAAACACAAGGAAGCUCUGCCCAUUGAUAUUCCUUAUAUCUUACACACUUUGGACAUUGUCUUGUCCAAAUCAGAUCAUAGCCUUUCGCUUCUUCGAGCGCUAUCAUUUAUCUACACAAACUUUGAAUUCUUGACAUCACAAGUAGCUUUGACGGAAUUUCUUUGCCUUGACGUUCUAUUGAAUACCAAUAUUCUUGAGCGUCUGUUGUUACAUUGGAGCAAGAAUGUUCGGUUCUUUUAUUCCAGAUGCCUUAUCUGGCGUGUUGGACGUGUCUAUAAUACAAAAACUUUCAAUUGGCGCAAUGAAGAUACUACACCAAGAUCUUCAAUGUCUAUUUGCGAUAGUUCCUUCUGUACAAGAGAAUGGUUUAGAUUAAUACAAGAAAAAAAACAAGUUAAGGAAGUGUGUAAAGAGAUUAAGCCUUUUUCCUCUCAAACUGUUGUAUUGGAGUCAAAAAAUAAGACACACAAACAGACAUCACCUAAAGAAAAGGACCAUCAACAAGCACCUUCUAGUUGCUAUAAAAAAAUCAAGAAAUUCAGCCAUCAUCAAUUCGCUGAGACUUAUAGCAAAUGCUUCAUGUCGAUAAAGAUUUUAAAGUCAAAAAAUAAUAUACAUCAAAAUCGUGUCGAAGACAUCAGUAUUUUAGAUGAGAUCUAUACCAUGCCAAGCAUAUUCGAUUUCUCAAUUGAAAAUACCAAUACGCAAGAUCAACUAGAGCUUAAAGAGUAUAGGGACUGGAAAUAUCACCCAUCCAAGCAUGUUUAUGCAUCCAAAGCGGUUGAAGAACUAGAGGGAGUCUCUAAGCAUUACCACGCAUGGCUUGAAAAACUCGAAACAUCAAAGACAAGUCAUGUUCCUCAGUUAUUUCUAAAUUGGCCAAAGCACUGGACAUUGAACCCUGCUUAA